Molecule: messenger RNA, 1173 nt
Organism: Vicia faba (fava bean)
Lineage: Eukaryota; Viridiplantae; Streptophyta; Magnoliopsida; Fabales; Fabaceae
Source: the annotation of a GenBank genome assembly
AUGGUUAACCUAACUCUCCGAGUCCUCUCUCGUCCCGACACCGCGAAACUCCCUGUCAUCAUUCAAAACCUCGGUCUCGAAUACGACGAGAAAGUCCUCCCUUCGAUCGGUAACGAAGUUCUGAAAUCUGUUGUGGCGCAAUUUAAUGCUGAUCAGCUCCUUACUGAACGUCCUCAGGUUUCUGCCCUUGUUAAGGAGACUCUUGUCCGACACACGACCGUGUGUGGAAAUAAUGAAACUAAAACAAGUAGUAAUGUUUAUGAAGCGAAUGUUUAUGAAUUGCUGAGGAAUUUGAGUGUGUUGGCACCGAAAAACGGUGGAUUUUCUGUUGGGUUUGUUGAGAGGAAGAAUGUAACGGUGUAUGGUUUGGCUCAGUGUUGGAAGUUUGUUACUGGUGGUAACUGUCGGAGAUGUUUGGAGGAUGCGGUUACUAGGAUUGGUUCUUCGUGUAGGAAGAAAGAAGAUGGACGGGCUUUGAAUUCUGGUUGUUAUUUGAGGCAUUCACCAUACAAGUUCUAUAACAAUUCAAGUAGUAAUGAUGUUGCUGCUGGAAAUCGCGGACACCGAAAAAUGGCUAUAAUAUUGGCUGCAUCUUCUGCUGUCUUGGCUCUUCUUUUGGUUACUGCAACAAUGGGUUUCUUUAUAAGAAAGAAUGUAAUGAGGAAAAGAAGAGAGAGAAAACAAUUUGGGACACUUUUGGAUACAGUGAAUAAAUCCAAGCUAAAUGUUCCAUAUGAAAUUCUUGAAAAAGCAACAAAUUACUUCAAUGAUGACAAUAAGCUAGGACAAGGAGGAUCAGGUUCAAUUUAUAAAGGAGUUAUGCCAGAUGGUAAUACUGUGGCUGUUAAAAGGCUUAGUUUUAACUCGACGCAAUGGGUGGAUCAUUUCUUCAAUGAGGUUAAUUUGAUUAGUGGAGUUCAUCACAAAAAUGAUGAGAGAAGAAAGAAUACUUACACGUCGGAGUCACUCCGCCAACGCUUCAAUCGUGAUUCAGGAGAGAGUGACGUUGCUAUAUUGAUUUCCGAGGCUACUGCUGCGGCUGGGAUGGGGUUGGUUGAGCUUAGGAGGAUUGAAGCUUCCAGGGAAGUUGCUGGAACGCUUGCGAAAUCGCCUAAUGUUACUUAUCUUCCUGGUGGAAACAACAUGAUGAUGGCUCUUAAUCCUGCUGGUUGA